AUGGCUCAUGAUGCUAACUUCUGUGGCGAUCGCCUGCGGCUAGCUGCGUUUCUUCGUAUAAUGGAAUAUGGGAUCCCACCACGUCCUACACGCUUCAGGCGCCGCGUCCAGGCGGUCGAGAAACCUAUGCGUGGAUCAGAUCCGUCCCCUACUAACCAGGAAUAUUCUUUUGUGAAUACCUCAGCUGCAAUCCCAAUACACGGUGUUUCACGUCCAUCGACGCCUGAGGCUACAACAUCCGGCGUAGAUGCCAGUCGUACACACCAUUCUUCGCCCUCGAACCCGCUUGCUACUGAUGCAGAUUCUACAUACGAUAUCCCGCCCUCCCAUACAUCAAUUGAGCCUUACGUAGGUCUCAUAAAGGACGGGAUUCACGAACCUACAGGUCUUCAACAGCAACAUGCGAACGGGCUACUCGUCAAGCAGUCACUACAGAAUGCGGGCAUCAUGUCCAGCUCAAACUCCCAUAAGACGCCCAGCAAACCUCGUCCCUCUUCAAGCACUCGGAAAAGGCGCCUACCGGUGAAUUGCCUCGCUUUAAUGCGUACCUCGACAUCAGAUGGCCUACCUGAGCCGAGUAAUAUAGACUCUCAUCUUAGCAUUCCCAUUACAAAGAUCGACCCAAUUGAAGACAGCCAUAAUUUCUCAGGACGAACUGCAGUUCCGAUGGAGAGGCAUAGGGCAAUGGCGAGUUCGAGCCAAAUUAAAGCAUCGACGUCUCGCGCACCCUGGACGCCUCGAGCAAGCAGCAUUUAUCCAGCCAAGUCGUCGAACAGCCCGACGCGGGGAUACAAGAGGCCCACCACACAUAGCAAUCUCGAAUUGCAGAUUCAGUCCGCCUUUGCAGUCGCUUCAGACGGGUUCGUCGGUGAAGAAUUGACGAUAACUCGGACGCAGAAGCGGACAAAGCGAUCAGGGAAGAACAUACUACAAGAAACCCAACUUGGUUUUGCAAGCGGUGGACUUGUGUUAGGAAAUGGUCGCCUUCCAUCGCCUCGGCAUGAAUGUAUCAGUCCUUCGUUGCCCGACUCCGGUCUUAGAUCUUCCAGUGGUCUGCAUACUCCCUUCCAAGUUGGAAGCAGCCAGCGCAGUGCAAUACCAAUACAGCUCAUUCUAACAAGAAACCACAAUGUGACGGACAGCAGACCAGUGGAGAGUGGCUGCUUUCGAAAACGGGAAACUGCCGUUCACACUCAGCUAUCCAGCAUUACUGCUCCACUCAGACGCGAUUCUGAGAGCUCCAGAUCUGAAGCUAUGGAUGAAGACGAUCACAUCAACGACAACGGAGACCCUAAUAUUGAUGGCUCUGUCAGCGGAGAGAGCCAGAAUAGCGACGGUUUUAUUAAUGACGAGGAAUGCGACGGCACUGACAGUACCAGCCCCUCUCGAUUCAAACAUCUCAGCCGCAAACCCACCUACGUCGAUGAUUCAAGUUAUUACCAGCAGGCAAUGCACGACCUCGAUAUGAACAUGACACAUUUGGUGGAUAGGGUCCGAUCCCGCUAUCCUGACUUUGCGGAAGGUACUGUCUCGCGCGAAUACACUGCCGCAUGAAUCUGGUCCCGAAUUUCCUCUAGUUUGACGCGGGAGCGGUGUCUGAAGACACAGAACCAAAGCGUGACACUCUGGCUUGGAAGACACAUGUCCAAACAUGUACAGAAUUAUAAUUCUUGAAAAAUGGGCCGAAUCACAAAAGUCGACGGAAUCACGAUAAGUAUCAUCUGAGC
This is a messenger RNA of Dothidotthia symphoricarpi CBS 119687, 1727 nucleotides long. RefSeq lists its product as uncharacterized. The record is from RefSeq and is a predicted model, not a curated record. The transcript has 3 exons. The coding region runs from base 1 to 1554 and encodes 517 amino acids. Lineage: Eukaryota; Fungi; Ascomycota; Dothideomycetes; Pleosporales; Dothidotthiaceae.